AUGGUGACAACAAUCAAAAUCACCUGCGACGGAGUGUUUAUCCAGUCCAAUUCCUACCUGACGAACGGUCACCAUCAUCACAUCCGGCAGCAGUCGGCUCCGGUGGUUGUUCAAGGAGGAUCGAAAACAGCCGGCUUGGUGGACGGUGAUCAGGGCAACUCUGCUAGUAGCAGUAGCCCGGGAAGUAGCAAUAGUGACAAAGAAGAUUCUCAAAUGUACAGAUUUAACCAUAACGGAAUCGGAGUGGAUCGGGACGAUAACAAUAAUCGAGAUCUGAACCGCCGUGGUAAACUGUCGCUGGAUCACAGUGUCGGUAGUAGCAGUUUUCAGAAGAACGCUCGUCGACGCUAUCAAUCGGAGGAAGUUUUGUCACGUUAUCAAAGAAUCGACGAAAAUUCCGACGGUUCCGACACCGUCGAUGCCGCCGGUCCAAACUACUACAACAGCGGCCCGGUUUCCGACGAUCAGUUUACGAUUUCAUUCCUCAACACCCGCGGCCAGAAUGGAAAAAGUCUCCUAAACCAAAAAUUCAUCGUUUACAACAGCAAAAAACCAAAGGCUUCAACCAUACUGCAGAAUGGUCUGCAUCCGAGCCAGUAUCGUCAAUUUUUGAACGGCCGCCUCAAGCCGGCAUUUUCGACGUCCGUUCUUUCGUCGCCUUCACUGAUAGCCGGAACUGGCACCACCGGUGCCGGAACUUCCGGCGGACGACUGUCGGCCACUACUCCGCCACCUUCUAACGGGCUAACGGUGGCCAAGUCUACGUCGUACCUGCAACGAACCGUUUCACCGGGUCCGUCCAGCUCGUCGGCAUCAUCGCUGUCGCCUUCCAGUGGAUUUGCUUCCGUGUCGCCGACACCACUGGCCGCAACCGGAACCGUCGGUGCCUCGUCUGGAGCGAAUUUUGAUGUCGAUGUGAGAAGCGAGUCACGUGUUGACCGCAGAGGUUUCGCAAACCAUCAGCAGCAGCAACAACAACAGCAGCAGCAGCAGCACCAACAUCACCAGCAAGCCCACAGCACACUGUCGCGUCGAAAUUCCACCGGAAGCAGUGUGCUGAACGGCGGAAUGAACAGCCAUACGGCGGCAAUCAAUCUGCAAUCGUCCGGUCAAACAGCUGUGGUCACCCAUCAUCGAGGCUUUUCAUCGACCGUGGUAGCAGCAGCCAACUCGGCCGCCUCGGGCGAUUGUCCAUGGUUCAUGCCGCAUCAAAUGCCCCCGACGGCACCGGCGCGGCAGCACAAACGUCCCGCGCCCCAGCCCGGUACUGGCGGUGUACCGGCAGGAGGUGUUGGUGUUGGCGGCGUAGGACUAAUGCAGCCUCCGCAGUUCAUUAAUCCCCCACCUGCACCGCAGCAGCAGAACCAACAGCAAUCGCAACAUUCGCCACAACAGCACCAGCAGAUGGCACCACCGCAAUUACCUCCACACAGUGUUACUAGUAAUCAAAAUCACAGUUCCAUCCAUCUGCAGCAGCAGCAGCAACAGCAACAAGUGCAGCACCACCAGCAGCCUCCGCCACUGCAUGCCGGUUCUAUGGUUCCACCGGCCCACCACAUACCAAAAUCCCCCAAUCAACACAACAUGCUGGGGCCAUCGAGCCUGCAGCAGCAACAGCAACAGCAGCAGCAGCAGGGUCAACAGCUGCACCAGCAGCCAGUUCAGCACAAUGCCAUCGGUAGCCACCAAUCGAAUCUCAUGUCUGCCUCCAUGAACAGUGCACAGCUGCAGAACCACAUCCUGUCCAGUCAGCCAUCGCCGGCUUCGCUAUCCGCCAUACCACCCCACUCGGUUCAACAGCAGCAACAGCAGCAGCAGCAAUCCCAACCACCGCCUUCGCACGGUAUGUCUAACUCGAUGCACGCGCAAAUCGGUCUGCCACCACCGCCGACCGGAGGAUUUGAUAGCAACGGAGUCCCGAACAGUUGGAACAGCGCCGGCCCGGCAGUGGCAUCCCUGUCGCCCACUGCUGCCGCUUCGGCCCAACGGAGGGCCGAAGUUAAUGCCAAGCUGAACGCAAUGCCAUGGUUUCACGGUCGGAUAAAGCGCGAGGAGGCGGAAAAUCUGCUGAAGCCCCGUGAAGACGGUCUCUUCCUGGUGCGGGAGUCUACCAACUUUCCGGGCGACUACACGCUGUGCGUGUGCUUCAACGAGAAGGUCGAACACUAUCGAAUAAAGUACGCCGAGAACAAGCUGACGAUCGACGACGACGAGUACUUCGAUAAUCUGGGCCAGCUUGUGGAGCACUACACCCUGGACUCGGACGGACUGUGCACGAAGCUGAUGAAGGCACUGCCAAAGGAGGAAUUCUGCGUCAAGGAUUUCCAGGACAAUGGCUGGGAAAUCAAGAUGGAGGACCUGCAGCUGAAGGAGAACAUCGGCAAGGGCGAGUUCGGCGACGUCAUGCUCGGCAUACUGAAGGGCGAAAAGGUGGCCGUAAAGGUGCUGAAAGAUGCCGGCCGGGCGUCCAAUAAGUUCCUUGCCGAGGCGGGCGUGAUGACUACCCUUCAACACGAAAAUCUAGUUAAAUUUAUCGGAUUGGUGUUUCAUGACAAGUACAUCUAUCUGGUGACGGAAUUUAUGAGCAAAGGUUCGUUGGUGGAUUACCUCCGGUCACGGGGUAGGCAGCACAUUACCCGAAAGGAUCAGAUCAAUUUUGCAUUUGACACCUGUUCCGGAAUGGAAUACCUGGAAACGAAGAAAGUAAUUCAUCGUGAUUUGGCCGCCCGAAAUGUGCUCAUUUCGGAGGAGUGCGUAGCGAAGGUGUCCGAUUUUGGGCUGGCGCGCGACGAACGAUACACGGCCGACAUCAGUAAGCUUCCCAUCAAGUGGACCGCACCGGAAGCACUCAAAGAGGGGAAAUUCUCCAAUAAAACUGACAUGUGGAGUUUCGGCAUAUUGCUGUGGGAGAUCUACUCUUUUGGUCGAGUUCCGUAUCCCAGAAUUCCCCUGGCCGAUGUGGUGAAACACGUUGGCAGCGGUUACAAGAUGGAGGCCCCGGAGGGCUGCCCGCCGGAGAUCUACGAAAUGAUGCGACAAGCGUGGGAUUUGGUCCCGGAGAAGCGGCCCACCUUUGCCGAGCUGAAACGGCGGCUGGCGGUGUGCAAGCGGGAAACGGCCAACACCUACGUGACGUAGAGUGAAAAGCUCUGAGAACGGUCGAUCCUAGCGUAGCACACAAAAGAAAAAAAAAAAGAAAAUUGGCAGCACAUAAUUCAAAUCGAGGUUGUUGUUGGGUGAGAGUUGUUUGUGUGCACACACAAAACGCCAUUCGAAAGUUUAGAGUGAGGAGAGCAAGAGACAGAACAAACGGGAUUGUUUGCAUUUUUGUUUCCUUAAAGGAUAUAGUUUCUUUUUUUUUUUGUGGAAAAAAGUGAUUUUGACGGAAGAUUCCUUAUGAGCGUGCUCCCCCCUGUGCACGUGCCAGGAAGACCGGAAGAGGUCUUCCGGAGAGUGGAGCCUGGUGGGAGUGAAAUGUACAGAAAGUGAUUUUUUUUCGUUCGUUCGUUCGUCCGCACUGCAAUUUCGGUACGUCCAUAUUUUUGUUUUUAUUUUAGAAUAUCACCUGUUAUCACGUAUUUUGUUAGGGAAGGUGUGUGUGUAUGUGAGUGUAGAAAACUAAUUAAUUUGAAGUGUAAAUAGAGCAGAUAUCUUAUCAUUUUUUGAUUUGGAAAAACUUAGGAGAAAAAACAUCUAUCUGUGAGGAUAAACUGCGUAAAGUUUAUCGGUUGAAAAUGGAAUUACAGUGUUUUCUUACUCUACGAUAAGCACUAGGAAAGCUAAAUGCGAAAAGAAUCAAUUAUUACCGGCAGCUGAUUGCCGACUAAAGUUUUCAUACAUUUAACAAUUUAUUAGUCCUUUCUACAGAGAUACAUAUAUAAGAUAGAGGUGAGCUGUUUUGUUUAUUCUCUGCACUACUAUUUAUUUAAGGAGCUCCUUAUUUAUUUAAAAAAUAGCAAUUCACACAAAACGGUUUACCAUCCGAUUAUGCGAUUGCCGGUUUCUGGUCGUAAUUCUUGGUUUAUUAGUAUGAAAAUUAGUAGUAAGAUUGUUGACUUUGACUAAUACGUUUUGAGACAAUCAUUCGAUGAGAAAAAUAAAAUAAAUUUCGAGGCAUUUUUUCGGCAUUUGGUAGCAAUUGAAGCUCAUCAAAGAUUUCAUUUUGCAAAAUUAUGUGACAAUAUAAUUGCGCCUCGAUAUUCCACCUGUAAUCGGGGCCUCCCUAUAAUUAUCCUAGACCAUUAUUGGAAAAAAAGGUAACAGGAAAUUUACAGCCGGUCGAGAUUUUGCUUGAUUUAUGUGUGUACGCGUGUUUUAAAGUAAUUGAUUUUAAUAUGUUUUAUUUCAAUUUUAUUAUGUCCAUGCAAACUGGCCAGUACAGAAUUUUAAAUUGCAAUAUAUUCGGCAGUAAAAGACCAUAGCCAGCAAAAAGUUUACGAUAGAGCAAAGCUCAACCACAAGGCACAAAACGAAUUGUUUUGAAAAAAGAAAGCUGGAAUUUGCAGGUACAUUUCCGAAGAUUGCAUUUAUUAUAGUUUGAGCGUUUCUUUGCCAAUGCUAUAUUACAAAUUAUAGUGCAGUACAUUUUCAUAAACGCCUAAUUAUGUUAUAAAUUUUACAAAUUAGAAGUUGAUUUGAAUCUCAGUAUGGAAAUGUGCAAACCAUUCAGAACUUUUAUUUAUUUUUGUUUGGAAAAGAAAAACUUCUUCUGUGCUGGCCUACUGGGACUGCUGGAAACUGAGCAAUUCUCUCGCACAACGUAUAUUAUAGCACACACACAGACACACUAGCACUGCUGGCACACAAUUCCAACGCUUACUUAUUUGGUUCGAUGCAAAUCAGGCGUGUUGUGUUAUGAUGUAUGAAACAAACGACGCAGAAUGAAAAAAAAAAUAAUCGGAAGCAUAAGUAAGGAGAAUAAAAUAACAACACAAUAAUUAACGAUAUGAUAUUCAUAUUUGUAAUUUAUUAUUACUACUAUUAUAUCACUGCAAAGAAAAAAAGAAAUAAAAAGCGAAUAAUAGGCAGGAAGAAGAAAGAAAAAAGUUAUCUAAGGUUUUGCGUAAGCCGACACCUGUAAGCAUUAAUUAUCGUAUUACUGUAGUGUGUAAAAAAGGAUCAAAAUCAAGUUGGAUGACGAUAUAUCUAGGGUCUAGAAACAAACCCAACACAAGAGAUGUGCAGCUAUCAAUAAUCCCGUAAAGCAACCACUGCGUUUAAGUUGUAUAAAAAGAAAAAAAUGAUUUCCUGAUCAUUUUCAUAAAAAGUACGUAGGUAUGAUGCGUGUGUGCGCAUCACCGGAAUGCGUUAAAUUGAAGUGUACAGUAUUUUGUUUGAGAAACGAAAACGGAUAUCAGAUUGAGUAAGAGUUUUUAUAGCUGGAAUUUUAAUGUUUUAAUGAAAAGAGAAAUGAAAUUUGUUUUAACGACUAAUUUUCCUAAUGAAACUAUUCCAUUAUUACCAACACGACAGCAAGAGAGCGAAGAAUGUUAACUUUACUCUUACCCGAACAGAACGGCCGGUUUCUGAAUGUUUUCUCCUUUCGGCUAUAUGUACGUUCGAUACUUUCCAUAUUUGUUGUUUUCUUUUUUGUUUAGAGAUUAUUAUUGUUUUUAAUAUAUUCAAUUCGAUAGAUAUCGAAAGUAAGCAAAGCACGCGAGCAGCGAAACAGCAUGCAAACUUGUACAUACAUAUUCAAAAUUCUAUGAAAAAAAGCAAGUGAAAUUAACUAACGAAAAAACUCUAACCUUUACUCAAAUAAUGAGCGAACAAAAAACACGUAAGAAAACGGUACUUAACUUUGGCUUCGAAUAAUCAGAAAAUUCAAUAUAUAGAGCAAAGAACUACAAAAUCAAAAGAACAAGUUAAAAAAAACUAUCGCAGCCUCUCUUUCUCUCACACUCGUUACCAAUCAAUUCCCCGCUAAAUAAAUUCAAAUCCAGAUCAGCACUCGUAGAGGAACAAACAAAAAACUAGUAGGAAAGCUUAAACCUUUUUUGCCAUUUCAUACAAUUCCGUGAUGCCAAAAUGAGAAAACAAGUCAACAGAGUGACAAAAGAAGAAGAAGAAGAAGCAGAAGAAAAAGUUUAGCUUUAGUAAUUUUUUUAAUUAGUGCUGCCACUCUCGUGUCGCGCCACUCUGCAGCAAAAAGGAAAAUAUCACUAUAGCGUUAUUAUCCACUGAACUGGUAUAGUUAAAAAUCUGAAAACUCUCAAGAAGUAGUUAAUCGAACAUGUUUUAAAGUUUGGACCGCAUUCACAGCUCAGCAGCAGCAGCCAUUAACUAAAUAAUGCAAAAAAAACAAACGCUGGAAGAAAAAUAUCACUGACUCAACUACAUAUACAGUUAAAAUUAGAAGAAAAAAAAAUCCAAUCGAAAGUUGAAAAAUUCGACACAACCCAAACGGACAACUAUCAAGAGCUCAAAAAUGUUUGAACAAAAGAAAAAAAAAAUACAGUAGCCUAGCUGAAGUUGGCAAAAAACGAGCAAGCAAGCAUGCACAUAUAUGGUUAUUUAGACACAGUAUAAUAACGGAUUUUCCCUUGUUUCCCUCAAGACGAAGAGAGUCACCCUUUGGAUGCCACAAUGCUACUCGGAAAACACGCUCACGUAUUAUUGAUUGAGUAUGAAAUAGAGAGAACCAGAAACAACACACACACUAGAUUUAACCCCACUAAACAGAGAAAGAAUCAAUCAGGUCGCAGCAGGGUUUUGACAAAAGGAGAAUCCAUGGCACUCGUGCCGGUUUGGGUGUACUUCUUCAUACAUAUAGGCACUAGUAGCAGGCUCAGCUCAAAAACGGCAAACAGCAACACAAAACGAUGGAAAGGAAAUGAUGAUACAAAAAAGAGAAAAAAUGAAACAGUGCAGAAACCAGCAAACAAGCAUAAUGCUACCAGCAAAAAUCUACUACGGAACACAUACACACAAGUAAAUUAAAGUGAAAGAAUACAAAUUU
Molecule: messenger RNA, 6958 nt
Organism: Sabethes cyaneus
Lineage: Eukaryota; Metazoa; Arthropoda; Insecta; Diptera; Culicidae
Gene: Csk
Product: tyrosine-protein kinase Fer
Exons: 9
Coding region: 1-3138 (1045 amino acids)
Biological process (GO): protein phosphorylation
Molecular function (GO): ATP binding; protein tyrosine kinase activity
Source: RefSeq, a predicted model, not a curated record